Saccostrea cuccullata (small rock oyster) is the source of this 2177-nucleotide messenger RNA. RefSeq lists its product as uncharacterized. The record is from RefSeq and is a predicted model, not a curated record. Lineage: Eukaryota; Metazoa; Mollusca; Bivalvia; Ostreida; Ostreidae. The coding region runs from base 78 to 1832 and encodes 584 amino acids. The transcript is spliced from 3 exons.
GAGAACACGUAUAACGUAUAUAAAGAGGAGAAACCAAAUAAAGACUCAGACGAUCGCAUAGUGCAGAGAGGUUAAUCAUGGACAUCCUUAGAGGACUGGGACUGAUUUUAGUGCUAACUGUUUCACACGUGUUGUCCUCUACCACCGAGUCUUCGGAUUUUUCCUCGACAACUGAGUCGAGUCCUACUGUUCCCACAAAUACUUCAGAUGAAUCUGGCUCUGAGUUAUCAGAGGAAGGGGUCUAUGUUCGAGUUUUGGGACAAUCCGGGAAGAUUCUCAUGGGAAGGACCAGAAACCCAGCGGAAGACCCCAAUGGCAUCAAAGUGACUUUCGAUGCCAUACAAGAGACAGAUAAAGAUGGAAAAGCUAUUGGUACAUCAGGGCGUGUCAAACACAGCUUCAACACGUUCGCCAGCCAGAAAUUUACGGUCUCUGACAUUACAGACGACGUUUACCAGAAUCUGACCGCCAAAAGACUUGACUUUGUUGCUAGCCUAGCGUCAGUUGGAGCCACGCUAACUGUUCAAAUUUACCUGUUUAGUGAAGAGGGAAAUAUCACGCAAAGUGAUGAGGUCACUCAAGUAUCUAAAGGGACAUUAAAGUUUAACAUCAUCAUUGAAAAUUGGACAUUUUGUGGAACCAAUGGAGAGGAAUGCAGACAGGGGCAAACACUGAAUGAAGGGGAAUUCAUUGAUUUUACAAUAUCAAUAAAAGGCAAGAAAUCGGCCAGCAAAAAGCAAGGUGGGAAAAAGAGAACCAACGCCCAGGAAUUCGACUUGGGCGGGGAGGCGUCUGUUGUACUCUCAGGAAAGGCCCGAUACGAUAACAGUUCAAAUUACGAUGAUCUGCCAGAAGGAUUCCCCAAAACUCUAGUGAGAGGAUCAAGCCAGUUUUUUGUGUUCAGAUUUAAGAAAUUCAACUCCUCUGUGUUUUAUGACCCUCAGUUGAACUUGGAGGGAAAUGAUACACUGGAGGGAAGCACCACCGAGACUCCCCCAUCAGAUGAAACUAUUUCUGCUGCCCAGAUUACAACCAGGAUUCUAGGAAGGUCCGGGAAAAUGACAAUUGGACAAGGUAGCGACCCCAACCAAGAUGCCAACAAAGUGCAGGUGACAUUUGAUGAACUGAAGGAAGUGAACAGCGCCGGGACAGCUGUCGGAACAAGUGGUGCAAUGAAACACAGCUUUAAUACCUUUGCAAGUCUUGACUUCCAGUUCUCCCAAACGGAGGACGUUACAUAUAUGGGUCUAUCGGCAAAAAGAUUAAACUUUACUGCCGACAUUGUUUCUGUUGAUGCCAAACUUACAGUGCAGGUUUACAUAUUUACGAGGGCUGGGGAAAUCGAUGUAGAUGGAGAAACCACCAAAGUGGCUUCAGGAUCAGUGAAGUUCAACAUUAGAAUAGACAAUUGGAAAUUCUGUGGAUCUAAUGGGGUCACAUGUAGAGCUGGCAACACAAAUGAAGUUGGGAGGGCAAUAGAUUUUACCAUUUCAAUCAAAGGCAAAAGCACUGGACUGAAGAGAAUGAAGAACAAGAGGACAGAUGGCGAAGAAUAUGACUUGGGUGGAGGCGCUGCAGUUCUUCUAUCCAGAAAGAUACGAAUUGAUGGAGGAAACUACACAAACAUGGCAGAAGGGUACCCCAAACUUGAUGCACGUGGCAGUCAACAAAUGUUCGUCUUCCGGUUUCCAAACUUUACGUCAUCAGUCCUGUAUGACCCUCAGAUUGUCCUGUCUGUCAGUGACGGCACGGACGGCUCCGGUGUCGUCACUUCCUCUCUAUCCCUCUUGUUCACAAGUUUAGCGAUCUUAAUGUCCAUGUUUCUUGAAUGAAUUGAAAUGAGUCUUAAAAGAAUAUGUAUGACAAAUCCAGCACCUUGUUCACUCAUUUCAAUUGAAUCUACAACAAAAAUGAUAAAAGCCAUUGAGGAAUAACAAUAUUGUUCAUGAGCCUGUUCUCUCUAGAAUUUAUUUCAUUCACUUCGUUAUUAAGAAAAUAAACAUUAAGUAUCACCAUUUCUUACCUCUGUAUCAUUCUUAACUCCUGAUCACUAGGGACUGGAACUGUUGAAUAUAUGACGAUGUGAGAGAAAGUUGCCAGAAGAUGCAGGCGUCUUUUGUAUAUUAUCACUAUGAAGAAUGCCAAAUGACAUGUGUAUCAUGUGCAUUAUAUUAUUA